This is a messenger RNA of Cadophora gregata, 2324 nucleotides long. RefSeq lists its product as uncharacterized. Bases 262 to 1980 code for a protein of 572 amino acids. Gene Ontology annotation, molecular function: epoxide hydrolase activity. Lineage: Eukaryota; Fungi; Ascomycota; Leotiomycetes; Helotiales; Ploettnerulaceae. Gene Ontology annotation, biological process: epoxide metabolic process. The transcript is spliced from 3 exons. The record is from RefSeq and is a predicted model, not a curated record.
GUGCUGUAUUAAAUUCUGAUCUACCUAGUUUUAUUUCAUCCCAAUGUCCUGAACUUGAAUUUCGCUUCUUUUGAAUUUGUGCGAUUGUUUGUCUUUAUAUGAAUUAUUCAGCUUUUAGAUCUGUUGCGAGUAGUAAUAUACUCUUUGAAGAGCGCGGCCUGAGUCAAUACUUAUAAAGGGAGAAGGCUGAGAAUUUAAAGAUUGACUUUUCUCCGCUGGCUGAGAGAAGGCUGAGACGAGCCGCCCUUCGAAGACGAAAACAUGGAAAACAGCAUCGCCAGUCUUCACGCUGCUGAGAGCGAGGAGAUUAAACCGUACAAGAUACAUGUGUCAUCCAAAUACCUUGACCUCACGAAGAAGAAACUCGAAUUGACGAGGUUGCCACAUGAGAUUUUGCUGCCGCGAGAGAGGGAAUGGGAGCAGGGUACGCCGAAGUGUGAGAUUGAGCCGUUGGUUGAUUUUUGGCUAGAGCACUACACCUGGCGCCAGCGCGAAACCCACCUCAACAACACUGUCCCCCAAUACCGCACCGCCCUCUCUCUACCAACGACUCCUUCCUCACCUCCCCUUCGAAUCCACUUCCUACACAUCAAGUCACCCCACAAGCAUGCCCUUCCCCUCCUCCUCAUCCCCACCUUCCCUUUAACAAACCUCUCUCUCACCCCCCUCUUCACACCCCUCACCUCCCCCACCUCACCAACCUCUACCCAACCAUUCACGCUCAUCGUCCCCUCCCUCCCGGGCCUCGGCUUCAGCGAUUCUUUCUCCUCCUCCAAAACCUCAUCCUCCUCCCUCGAAAAUACCGCCGCGCUAUGCGACGCCCUGAUGAAGCGGCUGGGAUACAGCUACUACCUAGCCAGCGCGACGGGGUCAGGAGUCGACAGUCCCGCGGGGAUCGAUUACCAUCUUCUGAGGAUACUAGGAGAGAGGUACCGGGAGAGUUGUCUAGGCGUGCAUGUUGUUGAGCCGUGCGUCAAGGCACCAACACUCAAGGAGCAGCCGGCGGCAUGGAUGAGGUUUGCGGUUGCGAAAUUUUUCCACGCGAAGAUGUUUGGGUAUGAGGAGGCUGAUUUUCUGGCGUUGAGGGCGGAGGAAGGGAGGUUGAGAGAGCAGAGGGAGAAUUCCGAUUCGAAAUUCGGAUCGAGACAGAGGUAUUCGAGAACCGUAGCAGAUGAAGAGAGUCCGCUUCUUCAGGCAGGUCGCCGCACAGGCCAAAAGAGAUCUGGUCCUGGCCACAGAGCAAUUGGGAUCCUCGGCCUCAGAGAACCAAAUACCUUCGCCUACGCACUCUGCGAUUCUCCCGUCGGACUACUCAGUCUCGUGCUGAGUGCCCUGCGGAGGAGAAGUCCCAAUCAUAUGCUCACGCACACGGAAAUCAUCGACGUGACACAGCUCGCCUGGCUGCCUGGACCUGAAGCUGGCGCGAGGUUUUGGGCUGUGGCGUUGGAGGAGGUUGAAGGGUGGGAGAAGGGAUCGUUGGAUUGUGAUGCUGAAGAUGAUGAUCCUGAGGCCGUAGAUGGAAAACGAAAUGCGGAGAGGAAACAGGCAGGGAGGAAAAGAAAGAGUAAGAGUAAUGUCGCCAUGACAGUCUUCUCCUCCGACAGCUGCGACGGUCCCUCGUAUAUCUGUCCCGCAUGGGCAGCGCCACACCACACCGUCCUGUUCUCCCAACGCGUAGCUGGUCGACCUGGUAUCGCUGUCUGGGAGAGAGUCGAUGUCCUGGUUGAGGGGAUCAGGGGGCUGGCGAGGGAGGUGGAGAGGGUGGAUCCGAGGAUUAGGGUGAGGCCGUUGGAGGAGAUUGUGGUUUUUGAGGAGCCGAUUAUUGAGGUUGAUGGGGAGGAGAGUGAAAGGGGGAGGGAUAGUGUGGAUUUCAGUGCGUGGGGUGGUGAGAGUGAGAGGGAGAGGGAGGGUGAUGGAAUGCAGCUUGAGGUUGAGAGUCCGGAUACGGUUGUUGCGGUUGAUAUGAGGAGGGAUGAGUAGGUAAUGUGAAAUGAAAUAAGAGGAAAGAGCAUUGGAAGAGAGAAGGGAUUUAAGAAGAGAGAUGCUUUGUAUUUUGAGAUACCAGGAUGGAGUUUGAGUUGCUCGUUACUGGAUUUGAUUUUGUGGAUGUGUUGAGAACAGAAAGAAAGUAGAGUAAUACACGCUUGAGCAUAUAUCCAAUGAAAUGAAAGAAGAAUAUCCCCUCUUAAACACCGAAAGUUGAAAGUGAAACCGCGGCUUGUACUGUACAGCACAAGAAUAUACAACCCAGCUUAAGUGCGCGUGCUUCUUAUAUUCUCGCUGGGGAGAUAAAGAAUAGAAAACUGUUACAAACUUUAGAUGAA